Cydia strobilella is the source of this 453-nucleotide messenger RNA. RefSeq names its product kelch-like protein 3. The record is from RefSeq and is a predicted model, not a curated record. NCBI's taxonomy places the organism in Eukaryota, Metazoa, Arthropoda, Insecta, Lepidoptera, Tortricidae. Bases 1 to 453 code for a protein of 150 amino acids. The transcript is spliced from 3 exons. Gene Ontology annotation, molecular function: protein binding.
AUGGCUCCAAAGCUACCUUUCACGACGAGAACAACGGCGGGUCGCGAGACGGGCCGAUGCAUGUCGGUGGCUGCGAUGCAGGCGCUGCACCGGCUGCGCGAGUGCCGGCUGCUGUGCGACGCGAUCGUGCGUGCCGACGAUGGCGCCGCGUUUCCCGUCCACCGCGCCAUAUUGUCGGCCUGCAGUCCCUACUUUCUGGCUCUGUUCACGACGACGCUACACUCCCGCGAGCAGAGCGAUGUCCUGAUCUCCGGCGUCCGCUCCGAGAUACUGCUCCUCCUCAUUGAGUACGCCUACCUCCGGCGCAUCGACGUCACUGACGGCAACGUCCACGAACUCCUCAUGACUGCUGACUUCCUUGCGUUCCUUGGUGUGCUGCAAAUCUGCUGCGAUCAUCUCCGCACCUCGCUUAACCCUAGGAACUGCCUCGGGAUCAUGACGUUUGCCAGGUAA